This is a messenger RNA of Oryza sativa Japonica Group (Japanese rice), 1241 nucleotides long. RefSeq lists its product as uncharacterized. The record is from RefSeq and is a predicted model, not a curated record. Gene Ontology annotation, molecular function: protein binding. Lineage: Eukaryota; Viridiplantae; Streptophyta; Magnoliopsida; Poales; Poaceae.
CAUGUGCAUCCACUAUGGUCGAUUGAUUCUACAGCUUGUUGAAUACUUGUAGGCAAUUGACACGAUUCUGCUUCAGUCCAAUAGGCCGUUUCACAAAAUUGGCCGGUCAGAGAGUUUUGUUUCAACCAGUCAUUUGGCAUCUCCAAAACCGUCACGCUCUCCACACAUUAUAAAUGUGGCGUUCGUGUCGACGAGACGAGGCUUGAAGCGGCUCGCUCAUGGGGGCAGCAAGGCCAGAGAGCUAUAGCUAGCCAAGAUUCUCCAGUGAGAUUCUCAGCUGUCCCCGGCCGUUCGUCCGUCCAAGGAAGGAGAGCCAUGGUGGGAACCUCCUCCUGGUCAUCGUCCUCGACGUGCACGUCGUCGCUCGGCUCUCUCGACGACGACGUCGUCGUCGCGUGCGUCGUCAAGGCAGCGGACGCCGCAGCCGAGGGGACGUUCGUCAAGUUCCUCUGCAGCUACGGCGGGAGGAUCCUCCCUCGCCACGCCGACGGCGCGUUGCGCUACGUCGGCGGCGACAACCGCGUCGUCUCCGUCGACCGCUCCCUCCCUUUCCACGAGUUGCAACGGAAGCUGAGGGAGAUGUGCGGGUGGGAGGCGGUGUGCCUGCGGUGCCAGCUCCCGACGGAGGACCUGGACGCGCUCGUCUCCGUCACCGGCGACGACGACCUCGCCAACCUGCUGGAGGAGUACGACGCGGCCAGCCGGGACCGCCUCCAGCCGCUCAAGAUCCGGGCGUUCCUGUUCCCAAGGACGACGACAACGACACCGCCGCCGCCGUCCAGGACGGUACCCCAUGCCCUGUACCACCGUCAGACUGGCAGCGCGCCGUCGUGCGCAUCCCGGUGGGCGGCGCAUCAGAUGUCGUCUCCUCCCGCUCGUGUUCUGCACCAGCAGCAGCAUCACAACCGGCACAGCGGCGAGGCGCGGCCGCACCGGUACCUAGUCCAGAGUGCCAGCCACUGGUAAUAGCGAUCAGAUUGAGAACCGGGCGUGGUCUAGUAUCUGCCUACGUAACCCUGCUCUGUACGUAGUAAUAGAAGUGUUUAAUUAGCAUGUACUAGUGCUGUUGUACUGGCUUCUUUUAGAGCACAAAAAGCACGGAAUGGCCGAGAUCGAGUAAUUGAAAAUAGAACAAAACCUAAUACUCCUAUAUUAGACGGAGAUAAGGUUCAGAUGUUGAGUGGAGUGCAUGUCGAUCUGUUUGUUAGCUGAUGCCAGCGAAGUAUUUGUUUGCUCUGCUA